CCCUCUUUACACUUUAUACCCAAUAUGUCUUCUUCUGACAAACCCAUUAAUUCAGAUGAUGAACAUUGCAAUCAAGAUCAAGAUUCCUCCAAAGUUCCUGAAUCCGAGCAACAAAAACAACCCGAGACCGAAACCAAAACAAAGGAUGAAACCCGAGUUUUCUACUGCAAAUUCUGCAGUAGAAAGUUCUCCAAUCUACAAGCAUUAGGAGGCCAUCAAAACGCCCAUAAACGAGAAAGAGAUAUUGCCAAAAGAGAGAAGGCCGCCGCCGCAGCAGCAGCCGCCGGUGGAAGAACGACGGACGCCUUUGAUUCAAUUGGCUCUUUUUACCAUCCUUACUAUUCAGCAAUGGCGAUUCACUGUCUGCGAAACAAAUCCCCUGGGAUUCCGAUUCGGCCCCAAUCGGUGAUUCGUAAACCGAGUCGGUCUCGAGUUGAAUUGGGCGGCGGCGCCACCGCUGCUGCCUAUGGAUACCGGUGGUGGCCGAGAGAACAGUACCUGGCGGCGGCGGUGGUGGCGCAACAGCAACAAAUACAAAGUGGGGGAUUGUUACAAGGCGUUAACAAUGGAUUUGCAUCCAUGGCUAUGGCGAAUAGAAACGCUUCUUCUUCUUCUUCUUCUUCGCAGAUUUUUGGUGCUGAUCAGUACAUUGUCAAUGGCCUUGAUUUAUCUCUCAAACUUUGA
This is a messenger RNA of Cucumis sativus (cucumber), 684 nucleotides long. RefSeq names its product zinc finger protein 1. Lineage: Eukaryota; Viridiplantae; Streptophyta; Magnoliopsida; Cucurbitales; Cucurbitaceae. Bases 25 to 684 code for a protein of 219 amino acids. The transcript has a single exon. The record is from RefSeq and is a predicted model, not a curated record. Gene Ontology annotation, biological process: negative regulation of abscisic acid-activated signaling pathway.